AAAAAACUUAGCCCGAAGACAAAGCUCACCUUUCAUGGCUUCCUUCUAAUCACUAAUACCACCACCAGAUCCCCUCUCUCUCAUUUCUUUAAUCCAUCCCCAAAUCUCCGUUGUCGGAGCUUUCUCCUUGUACCGUUCCCCAAAAUCAACCACCUCCGAUUUUCGAUCCUCUUCUGAGCCCCAAAAUGCCGCGGUUCCCACUCUACCUCCUCCUCUGCUGCGCCGCGGCGGCGGCAUCGCUUUCAACACUCUCGGCCGGCGAAGUGCCGACCUGCUCCGGGAUCGUUCCGAUGAGCUACCGGAGCGAUAACAUUUCGAUUGCCGACUUCGGCGGCGUCGGGGACGGGAAGACGCUCAACACCAAGGCGUUUAAGGAGGCGAUUUACAGGAUUCAGCAUUUGAAGAGGGGCGGCGGCGGCACUCUGCUCUACAUACCGGCGGGGGAGUACUUGACGGAGAGCUUCAACCUCACCAGUCACAUGACUCUCUACCUGGCUACAGGCGCUGUUAUCAAGGCCACUCAGGUCGAAACUACGAAUUGGCCGGUGGUUGCUCCUCUGCCAUCUUAUGGAAGAGGAAGAGAGCUCCCUGGUGGCAGGUACACGAGCUUCAUUCAUGCUGAUGGAGUACACGACGUGAUCAUAACAGGCGAGAAUGGCACAAUCGACGGGCAAGGAGACGUCUGGUGGAACAUGUGGAAGCAGCGGACGCUUCAGUAUACCAGACCGGGCCUGGUCGAGUUCAUGAAUUCACAUGACAUAAUCAUUUCCAAUGUCACCUUCAAGAACUCUCCCUUUUGGAACAUUCACCCUGUUUACUGCAGCAACGUUGUGGUUCGAUAUGUUACCAUCUUGGCUCCCCAUAACUCUCCUAACACCGAUGGAGUCGAUCCAGAUUCAAGCUCCAACGUGUGCAUAGAAGACUCCUACAUCUCCACCGGCGACGACCUCGUCGCCGUGAAGAGCGGCUGGGACCAGUACGGCAUCGCCUUCAACCGACCCAGCACGGACAUCACAAUCCGCCGCAUCACGGGCUCAUCCCGUUUCGCCGGAAUCGCCGUCGGCAGCGAAACCUCCGGCGGCGUGAAAAACGUCCUCGCCGAGAACAUCAACCUCUACAACAUGGGCGUGGGGAUCCACAUCAAAACCAACACGGGCAGGGGAGGCUACAUCAGAAACAUCACCGUGUCCAACGUCUACAUGGAAGACGUCCGGACCGGGAUCAGAAUCGCCGGCGACGUCGGCGGCCACCCGGACGGCAAUUUCAACCCGACCGCUCUCCCCGCCGUCGAAGGGCUGACCCUCGACGGCAUUUGGGGUCAGAGGAUUGGUCAGCCCGGUUUGAUUCGCGGGUUGAAGGAUGCUCCGUUUAAGAGAGUUUGUUUGUCGAAUGUCAAUUUACAUGUCGUUCGGAGGAAGAGUGGGAAAAAUAAUAAUACGCUGCUGACGUGGAAAUGCUCUGAUGUCAGCGGUGGUUCCUUUCUGGUCAGCCCUUCUCCUUGCUCUGAGCUCGCUUCCAGUAAUGGCGCCACCGACUCUUGCUCCGAUCACUUCCGAAAUCUCUGAUCGGUUUCAGUUUCCGUUGCUCUGUUGGCGAUGAUCCAACUCCGAUUUCGACUGUAAAUUAUUGGAUAAAUUU
This is a messenger RNA of Linum tenue, 1638 nucleotides long. NCBI's taxonomy places the organism in Eukaryota, Viridiplantae, Streptophyta, Magnoliopsida, Malpighiales, Linaceae. The record is from the annotation of a GenBank genome assembly.